UAUGUACAAUUUUGCCAUCUAAAUCUGUCUGUUACGGAAGUGGGAAAAAAGUUAGAAAGCACAGAACAACAGCGGAGAUUAAUGUGUUUUCGUAUGCACUUGGUAUUCCGACUUCGAUCAAUCCUAAAAGGAGAGCUUUCAACAGCAUGCCGAAACAUGUUUUUUCAAAAGAAAUGAACUCAAACGCUUAAUCCGCUCGUUGUUUUGUUUGUUUAUGCAGCUCUUUUUCACUUUGAACGAACUUGAAAAACUCCUUUUUAAUUAAUCAACUCUGUAAAGCCUGCUCAAGACGAGGUCUUUCUCCGUGCCCUUUGCGUCAAGAUUCAAGAAAAAGAUAUAUUUUUUGAAGAUCAGAAUUUGUAGUAUUUAAGAAGCUUGUGAUCUGAGUGCUGAGGGUAUAGGCGAAGAUCUUGUGGCGUUUGAUUCAGUAAAACGUUUUCUGAGUUGUUAAUUGCAGAAAAUUGGGAUACUGGAAUUGUGGAUUGAAGGGUUGAUAAAGUUGUGUGAUGGGAUCUCUAAAUAUGGAGAAGAAGUGGGUGUUCCCUCUGGUGAUAAGCUCUCUUGCAUGUAUAUUUCUUAUUGCAACUUCCUUCAACAUGGGCCUAAUCUCUUCAUUACACACAAUCAAUGCUAUCUUCUCGAUUUUCCCCUCUCACCUCUCAGCAAACCAUACUGGUCCAACAUAUGCUGAAAUGAAGGUUAAACUGGCUCCAGCACCUCCUUCUGGCCCGAAAAUUCCUCGAUUUGCUUAUUUGGUUUCUGGGUCAAAGGGUGAUCUAGAAAAGCUUUGGAGAACUCUUCAGGCACUAUAUCAUCCACGAAACCAAUAUGUUGUUCAUUUGGACCUUGAAGCGUCAACCGAGGAAAGAUUGGCACUUGCAUCACGAGUGGAGAAAGAACCCAUGUUUUCAAAGGUUGGGAAUGUCUACAUGAUCAUCAAGGCUAAUAUGGUUACUUAUAGAGGACCAACUAUGGUUGCUAAUACGCUUCAUGGUUGUGCUAUUCUUCUCAAGAAAAGUAAGGAUUGGGAUUGGUUUAUUAAUCUUAGUGCUUCAGACUAUCCUCUUGUAACUCAAGAUGAUCUUCUUUCCACUUUUUCAACUUUAGACCGGAAACUUAAUUUCCUUGAGCACACAAGUAACCUUGAUUGGAAAGAGGACAAACGAGCAAUGCCUUUGAUGAUUGACCCAGGACUUUACAUGUCGACUAAGUCAGAUAUAUUCUGGGUCACACCACGGAGAACUUUGCCAACAGCAUUUAAAUUAUUUACUGGGUCAGCAUGGAUGGUUCUCUCUCGUUCAUUUGUAGAAUAUUGCAUUUGGGGUUGGGAUAAUCUUCCAAGAACUUUGCUUAUGUACCACACGAACUUUGUUUCUUCUCCUGAAUCCUAUUUUCACACUGUCAUCUGCAACGUCCCAGAGUUCAUUGAUACUGUUGUGAAUCAUGACUUGCACUACAUUUCUUGGGACAAUCCCCCGAAACAACACCCACACGUCCUCUCUCUUAAUGACACUGAUAAGAUUUUUGCAAGCAAUGCUGCUUUUGCCCGGAAAUUCAAACAAGGUACUCAUGUCUUGGACAAGAUUGAUAAAGAGUUACUUGGCCGGAAAAAUGGGUCCUUCACCCCUGGCGCUUGGUGCUCUGGUGAUUCCACUUGUUCAAAGCUUGGAGACCCAAACAAGAUCAAACCAGGUCCUGGAGCUGAAAGGCUUGGCCACUUAAUAACUAGUCUUUUAUUGGCAGCUAAAGAGGGUGAAAACCAGUGUAAAUAGAUCUCCUGAUAGUUUGCUACAGAUGACUGAAAGAUUACUACCCAGAAUCUGGCCAACAGCUUUGAGAAUCAUAAAGGGAAGAAUUGUUAUGGGGAAGUUUCAUUUUUUCCUCAUUUUUGUUAGGGUUUGAGUAUGUUAGCAUAUCAGAAACCAAGGUACCCAAAAGAAUUGAGAUGGAUAGGAUCAAUUACUGUUCCUGUUUAUCCAUUCCUUUUUAGGCUAUAAUUUCUUAGGCCUUCCACAAUUAUACAACUCGGAAAGCUUUCCGCAGUUAUUUUUUUCCCACGUCUCAUUGUUAAUAAAGUUUAUUUUGAAACUA
Molecule: messenger RNA, 2091 nt
Organism: Mangifera indica (mango)
Lineage: Eukaryota; Viridiplantae; Streptophyta; Magnoliopsida; Sapindales; Anacardiaceae
Product: beta-glucuronosyltransferase GlcAT14B-like
Exons: 5
Coding region: 507-1772 (421 amino acids)
Cellular component (GO): membrane
Molecular function (GO): glucuronosyltransferase activity
Source: RefSeq, a predicted model, not a curated record